This is a messenger RNA of Lucilia cuprina (Australian sheep blowfly), 702 nucleotides long. RefSeq lists its product as uncharacterized. The transcript has 2 exons. Lineage: Eukaryota; Metazoa; Arthropoda; Insecta; Diptera; Calliphoridae. Bases 17 to 580 code for a protein of 187 amino acids. The record is from RefSeq and is a predicted model, not a curated record.
UAUCGACCAGAAAUCUAUGGCUAGUCUUGCCAAGAAUAAAGGUAGGGCUUACUUCGCCUCUAAAGCUGUCAUAUUCAAAAUUGGGAAGGUGCCGAUUGGAAGGGCUGUUACAACAAGCCUCGAAAAGAACACUAAAAAACCUAAGAACACAGCAUCAGUAGCAACUACUGAUAACGUUGAGAAGUCAAAUCCUAAAAGCGAGGAAGUUACCACUAACUCGCCAAAAGAAGGUACAGCUGCCAUUUCCAAAAUCGGAGAGGCGCCGAUUGAAAGGGCUGUUAAAACCGCUCCCGAUAAGGACACUAAAACACCUAAGACAGUAACCAAAGCAUCAUUAGCAAGUACUGGCAAUGUGGAGGAGUCAAAUCCUAAAGGCGAGGAGGAAAUCACUCACUCGCCAGAAGACAGAACAGCAGAGCUCUCCAAAAUUGGGAAAGUGUCGAUUAAAAAGACUGCUCUUCCUAUGCCUGAUAGGGACACCGCAGUGCCAUCAAUAGCCACUUCAGGUUACCCGGAGGAGCCAAAUCCAACGGGCGAGGAGGUGAUCACUAACUCGCUGGAAGACAGUUUAAGUGGAUGACAAUGAUUGAAGUUAUCCAAAUAAAACUCCAUCGGAGCGAGACGGCCACAAACGCUCUGAUGGCUAAAAUUAACACAGGAUUAUCUACAUCGGAUGCAACGGUGCUGAAGCAAGGUCGUGGC